CGGCCCCUGACCCCUCAACCAAUCACCUCGCUGCGUCCCAAUUGAAUAGUGGUGAACUCUGGGCCCGCCGCUGUUUGCACAGUGGAACAGCUGUGUUCAAACAGUGACCCGAACACGGUCCGCACGGUCGUUAGGGGAGCCUCGUUAGACAACAGGACCCUCCGACGCCUCACCAUGCCGCUGGCCCGAUCCUUCUCCAUGACCUCCCUGAGCGGGGUGCUGCCCCAGUGGGACGAGGAGGACCUCCCCGUGGACGACCUGCUGCUCUUCGAGGUCGCCUGGGAGGUCACCAACAAAGUGGGGGGCAUCUACACGGUGAUCCAGACCAAGGCCAAGAUCACGGUGGACGAGUGGGGGGAGAACUACUUCAUGAUGGGGCCGUACUACGAGCACAACUUCCAGACCCAGGUGGAGGCGUGCGAGGCCCCGCUCCCCGCCAUCAGGGGCGCCAUGGACGCGCUCAUCAGCAACGGCUGCCAGGUGUUCUUCGGCCGCUGGCUGAUCGAGGGCAGCCCCUACGUGCUUCUGUUCGACGUGGGCGGGGCCUCCGGGAACCUGGACCGCUGGAAGGGUGACCUCUGGGACUCCUGCAACAUCGGCCUGCCCUCCCAGGACCACGAGGCGGGCGACGCCCUGAUCCUGGGCUCCCUGGUCGCCUGGUUCUUCAAAGAGCUGACGGAUCGCCUUGGCGACGCCCCCAACGUCAUCGCUCACUUCCACGAGUGGCAGGCGGGCGCCGGGCUCAUCCUGUCCCGCGCCCGCAAGAUCCCCAUGGCGACGGUGUUCACCACGCACGCCACCCUGCUGGGGCGCUACCUCUGCGCCGGGAACGUGGACUUUUACAACAACCUGGGCAAGUUUGACAUCGACCGGGAGGCGGGCGAGAGGCAGAUCUACCACCGCUACUGCCUGGAGCGGGCGGCGGUGCACUGCGCCCACGUCUUCACCACCGUGUCCCAGAUCACGGCCGUGGAGGCCCAGCACAUCCUGCAGAGGAAGCCAGACGUGAUCACCCCCAACGGGCUGAACGUGAAGAAGUUCUCUGCCAUGCACGAGUUCCAGAACAUGCACUGCAGCAGCAAGGCCCGCAUCCAGGAGUUUGUCAGGGGACACUUCUACGGACAUCUGGACUUCAACCUGGAGAAGACGCUGUACUUCUUCAUCGCCGGCCGUUACGAGUUCUCCAACAAGGGAGCGGAUCUUUUCCUGGAGGCUCUCUCAAGACUCAACUACCUGCUCAGAGUCCAUAAGGAAGAUGUCACCGUUGUGGUGUUCUUCAUCAUGCCCGCUAAAACAAACAACUUCAAUGUGGAGUCCCUGAAGGGACAAGCCAUACGCAAACAGCUUUGGGACACGGCCCAAGGCAUGAAGGAGAAGUUUGGGAAGCGUCUGUACGAGGCUCUGCUGAAGGGGGAAAUCCCAGAGAUGAACAACAUCCUGGACCGCGAUGACUUCAGCGUCAUGAAGAGAGCCAUCUAUGCCACUCAGAGACACACCCUGCCCCCCGUGACGACUCACAACAUGCUGGACGACGCCACCGACCCCAUCCUGGCCAACGUGAGGCGCAUCGGCCUCUUCAACGCCAGGAGCGACCGCGUCAAGAUCGUGUUCCACCCUGAGUUCCUGUCCUCCACCAGCCCCCUGCUCCCCAUGGACUACGAGGAGUUUGUACGCGGCUGCAACCUCGGAGUGUUCCCGUCCUACUACGAGCCCUGGGGCUACACACCUGGGGAGUGCACUGUGAUGGGGAUCCCCAGUGUGACCACCAACCUGUCGGGGUUCGGCUGCUUCAUGGAGGAACACGUGUCAGACCCAGCAGCAUAUGGUAUCUAUGUGGUGGACCGGCGGUUCCGCUCGGCCCAUGAGUCGUGCAGUCAGCUGACUCAGUUCAUGUUCGGCUUCUGCCAGCAGUCGCGGCGCCAGCGCAUCAUCCAGAGGAACCGCACCGAGCGGCUGUCGGACCUGCUGGACUGGAGGUUCCUGGGCAGGUUCUACGUCCACGCCCGCCUCCUGGCCCUCAGCCGGGCGUUUCCUGACAAGUACGAGAUGGACCCCAUGGCGCCCCCGAAGGCCGAGGGGUUCCGGUACCCGCGGCCCUACUCCGUGCCCCCCUCCCCCUCCGCCUCCCUCCACUCCACCCCCCACCACAGCGACGCCGAGGAUGACGACGACGAAGACGAGCCCUACGACGAAGACGAGGAGGCGGAGCGGGACCGCAUGAACAUCAAGACGCCCUUCGUACUGGGGGGGGUCCCGGGGGGCCGGAGGAGGUCGCAGCUCGUGGAGGACGAGGACGAGGACUAGACCGGGGAGGGGGGGGGACUAGACCGGACCCGGGGGGGG
Messenger RNA from Gadus morhua (Atlantic cod), 2343 nucleotides. RefSeq names its product glycogen synthase 2 (gene gys2). Gene Ontology annotation, molecular function: alpha-1,4-glucan glucosyltransferase (UDP-glucose donor) activity. Gene Ontology annotation, biological process: glycogen biosynthetic process. NCBI's taxonomy places the organism in Eukaryota, Metazoa, Chordata, Actinopteri, Gadiformes, Gadidae. The coding region runs from base 175 to 2304 and encodes 709 amino acids. Gene Ontology annotation, cellular component: cytoplasm. The transcript has 16 exons. The record is from RefSeq and is a predicted model, not a curated record.